AUGUUCACACAAAUUGAAAAUACAAAAAUAAUAUUUAUUUAUUUAUUGUUUGAAUUGAUAAUUUUGUGUUUUAACAAUUAAUAAAAAUAUAAAAAAAGAAAGAAAGAUACAUAUUUAGUAUAACUUAGGAUACUUUUUGCAUGUGAAAAGUCUUAAAAAUAGUAAAUGGAUAUCACUAUCUCAAAACGAUAGAACCAAUUAUUUAUUUGUGACGGGGAAGUGGUAUUUAUCGAUUAUUAAUUAUUAUCUCAAUUUAAUCUUUAGUAAUUUAUCAAAAAAAAAAAAAAAGUAAAAAAGCAUAAGUAGAAAUAUACAAAAAUGUCUUCAGAAGUUAGCAAUAACAAUUAGCAAGCUCAAAUUAAGAAGCCACAAGAUGACCAUUUCAAGGCAAUCCUUAAAGAUUUAACAGCAGGUUCUAUCGCAGGACUUGCAAUUUGCUUGACUGGUCAUCCAUUUGAUACUUUAAAGGUACGUUUGUAGAUGGGUAAUGGUGAGUCACUUUUAAAAUGCAUCAAAGAAAUGUACGUAAAAGAGGGUGUUCUAUCUUAUUUCAAGGGUAUGGAAUCUCCUCUUGUCACUGUACCUCUAGUUAAUGCUAUUGUCUUCGGAGCUUAUGAAUUAUACAAAAAAAUCACUCACACAGAAAAUUAAGAAAGAUUCACAUUUUUUGGAGGACUUUGUGCAGGAAUGUUUGCAGGUUUUGUUAACUGCAUUGUUAUUGGACCAAUCGAACUCGCAAAAUGCAGAUUAUAAAUGUAGAAAGAAACAAUUCUCUACAAAGGUCCCUUUGAUUGCUUUGCUUAAAUUUAUAGAAAUGAAGGUAUAAAAGGUAUUUACAGAGGUAUGGUAGCAACCUAAUUUAGAGAAAUUCCAGCAUACGGCGCUCAAUUUGCUAGUUAUGAACUUUAUAAAAGCUCUGUUAUGAAAUACAUUAACCAUGGCAAAGACCUCUCUCACCUUUAAACAUUAAUAGGAGGUGGAUUCGGAGGUAUCAUGUGCUGGGUCUUUUCCUACCCCUAAGAUAUUAUUAAAACUAAGCUUUAAUGCGAAACUGGUCCCAUCAAAGGAAUGGAUGGUGGUUUUUUUAAAGUUGGCAGAUAAAUAAUAAGAGAAGAUGGCGUUAAAGGAUUGUGGAAAGGUUUUAGUGCCUGUCUCACAAGAGCAUUUUACGCCAACAGUAUAGGUUUUGUUGCUUACGAAUACUCUAAAAAAAUGUUAUAAGAUGAUUUACAUGUUGCUGAAGUUGCACAUUCCCAUUGA
This is a messenger RNA of Tetrahymena thermophila SB210, 1260 nucleotides long. RefSeq names its product carnitine-acylcarnitine carrier protein. The record is from RefSeq and is a predicted model, not a curated record. Gene Ontology annotation, biological process: mitochondrial L-ornithine transmembrane transport. Lineage: Eukaryota; Ciliophora; Oligohymenophorea; Hymenostomatida; Tetrahymenidae. The transcript has 2 exons. Gene Ontology annotation, molecular function: L-ornithine transmembrane transporter activity.